CUUUUAGAAAUCCAACUCUUUGUCUUCUCAGAAUCGCAUGAUGAGAAGUUUUCAAAAGUCUCCAUUCUCCAAAAAUUCAAUAAGAGCAACAAAAAAUAUAUUCGCAUUUCAGAAUUUUGUAUCGCGAAAGUUUGUGUCGUUGAAAUCGAAUAGCAUGGCUUCCUCGAGAGAUAAUCUAGCUGCUUGGAUAGUAGAGGCGAAGGGCAGGAUUGAAGUUAGACCAUCGGAGUUUUUCAUGCCCGAGAAAGGAGAAGUGUUGAUUAGGGUACAAGCAUCCGGUCUGCAACCUGCAGAUGCAAAAGUAGCCAAAUUGGGCAUCAUGAAUUUGAAAUAUCCCACCAUUCUUGGCUCUCCCGUGGCAGGAUUUGUUGAAGCUGUCGGAGAGGACGUCGAUAAAGUCAAGGUUGGUGAGAGAGUUGUAAGCGGAACAAUGAUUUUCACCAGUGGUGGUGUUGCAAAAUUUGGCGCUUCGCAGCGAUUCGUGAUUGUUGAUGCGAGAGAAGUCGUUCCUAUUGGCAAUACCGCCUUUCCCACUGCCAUCGCAACUGCGUCUCAGACUCCAUUAGCUGCACUCUAUGCUCCUGGAGCACUCAACAUGAGCCGUCCAAAUCCAUCUCCAAACCCAGCACCUGCAAAUGGAAAGAAGAUCCUAAUUUGGGGCGGUUCAUCUGCCAUGGGAGCACUUUCCAUUUGCUAUGCUAAAUUGGCUGGCUACACAGUCAUCUCGACAUCCUCACCUCACAACUUUCCUUUACUUAAAGAUCUAGGUGCGGAUUACAUUUUCGACCGUAGUGACAACUCUACGGUGUCGAAAAUCAAGGAACUGUUCCCCAUCGACUAUUGGUUUGAUACGAUCUCUCUCAGCUCAUCUCUAACCCCUAUUCGUGAUAUCUUGGAUGGUGUCAAGGAACAGGUGGAGAUUAUAACGCUCCUGCCGCCGAGUAUGAGUGGUGGUGAAGUUGUUUUCCCAGAGAAUGUGAAAACGAAGAUGCUCCUUUUUAGGAACAAGGCCGAGGAAAACCAGGACCUUGUACAGUGGAUGCUAGGGAAGGGUGGGUACCUAGAGCAAGGCUUGACAGAAGGAUGGAUUAAAGGCGUCCCUGCUGAGACUAUUGGGGGUUUGGGAGCUGUAGCUGAGGGGAUUGAAAGAUUGCAUAAAGGGGUAAGUGCAAGGAAGAUUGUAAUUGAGCCUUGGAUUGAGCAGUAGAAAGUCUGAUUUUACCAUCCUCAAUUAACUUCAAAGACUUGCUUUAUCAAUG
Mollisia scopiformis is the source of this 1259-nucleotide messenger RNA. RefSeq names its product GroES-like protein. Gene Ontology annotation, molecular function: oxidoreductase activity, acting on NAD(P)H. The transcript is spliced from 3 exons. The record is from RefSeq and is a predicted model, not a curated record. Lineage: Eukaryota; Fungi; Ascomycota; Leotiomycetes; Helotiales; Mollisiaceae. Bases 155 to 1207 code for a protein of 350 amino acids.